UUCGGUGGUGUCGUCGGGCGAUCGUGUCGAGUCGUCGUAUCGGGUCAUCGUGUUGGGCCUGCGAUGAGUUCGGUUCAAGGAUAAACUCAACUUGUUGCGAGAGAACACACGUACACGAGGUGGGUGGUGAAGGAGGAGUAGAUGCGUGUGGAAGUGUGUCUUGGCGUGAGGCGACGCUUUGGUGCGAAUGUGUGUCGGCUGGUGUGGUCGUUGGUGUCGCUGCUGAUGGUUGCAUCGCAGCCAGCCGUAAAGGAAUACGCUAUUUCGCGCGAGUGUCGGUACCGUGGCGUCGUGGAGGUGUCGUUGCUCGGUCGACCGGUGUCGAUUCCCUCGAUGAUCGAUCGACGACGCGGCCUCCGUUUCUUUCGAUCGAUUUCGCGACCGUGUUGUAUCGAGCGGCCUGGUCGUUCUCACUCGUCCGUAUUUUCAACCGCGUCGCACACGAGAUGAGCAACGGGAGCAACGUGCUCGUCGAGCAUCGGUGUUGGUACCAUCGCGCUAUACAGCGCUUUGACGGAAGUUAAGCAUCGUGAUCGUUGCGAAGAGAGCAAAGGACGAAGGGGAGCAUCGAGUGGUUGGCAACGGCAGCAGCGGCUCGUCGAAGAAGGAGUGCAGGCAAGCACGUGACACGAGUGCCGUGACCCGAGACACUUGUUGCACGGCUGCUGUCCCUUAAAGAGUCAGGCUGCACGGCGUGUUCCUUCAACGCGACAGGAUUAGUCAACGUCGAAAAUAACUAGAAGGAGGGAAAAGGGAAAGAAAGAGAAUAAAAGGGAAAUAAGAGGGACGUACGUGUCGUGAAUUCCGUUGAAUAUCGCGUUUCUUGCGACGUACUCGUGGCAUGUCGGCGGCGUUUCUUUCUAACGUGGUUCGCGAGAAGAGGAUCGUCCGUUGACGGGAUGAGAAAAGCACGAGCGGGGUAAUCGUGUGAUGCUGUCGAGGCGAUCGUGGAUUCGUCGUCGGCCAGCGAGCGCACAGGCGACGCGUCGCUCUGUCUAGGAUUAGUGGUAUCGGAGUUUCGAGUUUUCGGGCGUAAAGAAGAGGCAAGUGGAUACCGGGAAGAACGGAGAACAUGAACGUGAUCCUGCGUUUAGACCGGUGACACCGGUGGCGGUUGUGUGUGCGUGGCUAUCGUCGCUGGUAACACCCAAUUAGCAGACUAUCACUGAGACGACGGAUAUCCUCACUCGGUGGAUAUCGUCGGGCUUGUAGACGGGGCGGGUUCGGCGAAGACAGGAAGAAAAAAAGACCGGAAGGCUGGAUCACCUCCGUGGAAUGUCUUCAGGCGCCAAGCGGCUGGUGCAGUCGCUUCGCGGCCGCAGCGGGGGUGGCAGAGGCAGCGGCGGUGGCCGCGGGGAUGGCGGCGGAGGGGAAGGCAGCGGCGGCGGUGGCGGCGGAGCGAGCACCAGCGCGACCAGAUUGUGCCAUUACGAUAGCGGUCACGAGCUGGACGAGAUCUCGGUGGUUGGUGCCGCCAUCAGGGGCAGCGAGGGCCUUCCCACCCCCACGACCCCCUGUCAUUGCGGCGGCCUCAAGUAUGGCAGCGGGCAAACGCUUUACAGCAUCGCCGGCCUGGUGCCCCCUGCGCCCGCUGCACCUGCGCAUGGAGCCCAGUCAGACCCUGCUCAUCGAAUUUGGACUACGUAUGAAACCGUACUUGGCCAACCAAAUUAUUAUCCAAUGCGUAGACGCUCGAGCAUAAUCACAGGGAGUGGCGGCGGAGGAAGAGAUCGGUACAGCGGCGGUUCCGCUUCCGCUUUGAGUUGCGGCGGCGAGAAACUCCGCGAGGACAAACAAGGGAGGAUGCUGGAUGGCAAGACUGGGAUCAGAAGAGAGAAGGAAGAGGACACGAAGAGCGCGGACAACGUUUCCAGGGGUGCUAUACCUUCCAGGCAGAGCCUCCUGGAACUGGUCAGCAGCAAAUGCAUGAGCCGCCACACGCCCACUCAUCAUUAUUAUCAUCAGCAACAGCAGGUGUACUCGGUACCGCAGCGAUAUUUCAGUUCGUCCCGCGACUCGCUUCAGGGGGCUUACGUGAAUCGCGGCGCCAGUGAGUUCGACCUAAGCCGCAAACCGAAGAGGAGGGACCAGCUGAGGGGCAGAUUCAAGCUGCCAUACACCGUCGCGCUCACUUCCUCGCGCGACCAGUCGCACCUGCACACGCCAGCAUCCGUCAAUCAUCUCAGCAAUAGCAGCUGUAACGGCACCGAGACUAGGUAUACGGCGCAGCAACAGCAGCAACAACGUGGUAAUAGAGGCUACCCUGGACAAGCAGGAACAAAGGGUUUUCGUACGGGUGCCCCUAAUUGGUCCUUCAUCUUCGAUCCCGCGGGACGUCUCUGUUAUUACUGGUCGAUGGUGGUCUCCCUUGCCUUUCUCUACAACUUCUGGGUCAUCAUCUACAGGGUCGCCUUCCAAGAGAUAAACGGCGAAACGCGCUGGGUGUGGUUCUGCUUGGACUACUUUUCCGAUUUUUUAUACGUGCUGGACAUAGUGUUUCACAUUCGAACCGGGUACUUAGAGGACGGUGUCUUGCAAACGGACGCGACGAAGCUGCGAAAUCACUAUACAAACAGCACCACGUUUUACAUGGACAUCCUGUGCCUGCUGCCCCUCGACUUUUUAUACUUAUCUAUAGGAUUCAACAGUAUACUUCGAGGUUUUAGGCUCGUGAAAAUAUACCGGUUCUGGGCGUUCAUGGACAGAACCGAGCGACACACCAACUAUCCGAAUUUAUUCCGCUCCACAUCCUUGAUACAUUAUUUACUGGUGAUCUUUCACUGGAACGGGUGCCUCUAUCACAUUAUCGAUAAGAACAACGGCUUCGGCAGUAAGAACUGGGUAUUCAGCGACUCGGAGACCGCGGACGUGGUGAAGAAAUAUUUGCAGAGCUACUACUGGUGCACGCUGGCCCUCACCACCAUCGGUGACCUGCCCAGGCCGAGGAGCAAGGGCGAGUAUUUGUUCGUGAUAGCUCAGCUGCUGUUUGGUCUGUUGCUGUUCGCCACGGUGCUCGGACACGUGGCCAACAUCGUCACUUCCGUCAGCGCGGCCAGGAAGGAGUUCCAGGCAAAGCUGGAUGGUGUGAAAACGUACAUGAGAAUGAGAAGAGUGCCAAAGCAUCUACAGGUGAAGGUGAUCAAAUGGUUCGACUACCUUUGGUUGACGCAGAAAUGCUCGGACGAAGAGAAAGCUGUCAGCUGUCUUCCCGACAAGCUGAAGGCCGAAAUUGCGAUAAACGUGCACCUGGACACGCUACGGAGGGUGGAGAUCUUCCAGAACACGGAGGCUGGCUUCCUGUGCGAGCUUGUACUAAGACUGCGACCAGUUCUUUUCUCACCCGGCGACUAUAUUUGUCGCAAAGGUGAGGUAGGCAAGGAGAUGUACAUAGUGAACAGAGGCCGGCUGCAGGUGGUGGCUGAUAACGGGAAGACAGUGCUGGCUACCCUUAAGGCUGGUUCCUACUUCGGGGAGAUCAGCAUUCUCAAUAUGAGGACUGCAGUUGGUGUUCAAAUAAAAAGGUCACAUAAAAGGGUGUUUCGUAACCGGCGAACAGCCAGUGUACGUUCGGUGGGCUACUCGGACCUCUUCGUCCUCAGCAAGAAGGACAUGUGGGACGUUCUGAAGGAGUAUCCUGCGGCUAGGAUCAGACUGGAAGCCAUCGCGGUCAAGAGAUUGGAAAAAUACAAGAGGGCUCCUCUCGAGAAAGCUGCAAUGGGACGAUGCCAAAGCACGCCAGGCCUCGUGGAGUCACGAGGUCGUAUACCGUUGGAGGAGAUGUGGGUUUCACCGGUGGACACCAAGUCCACUCACGCGUACUCGGCUGGCCACUCGUUGUUCUCCCCCAGCCCUAGUCCGGUGACGUCGCGCGGCUUGCCCAGCACCGCCAGCAACGUCAACGCGAGCAACGUUGCGAGGAGCAUGGAUAGUCCGAUGAGUGCCACCAGCAGCGGCCACAGCAGCGAGGAUCAGACCGCCAGGGCACCGCAAUCCGCGGCCACACAGCCAUCCACCGGCAGACAGUCCACCCACUCUGGCAUAACCAGCAGCAUGACGCAUUUAGUGAGCGAAGGUGCCACGCCGCUUUUAGGCACUAACGAAGCUUUAUUGGCUGAAAUUAAACGUCUCCGGGAACGUCUGGUUUGUUUGGAGUCUGAAAACGCAGUGAUGAGCGCUAAACUGAAUCAACAACAGUGGGAGGUUGAGAAUCGAUUGGCUGAAAUCGAGAUGCAGAUUUGCGGUGCCAGCUCGUCUUCCAGUUUAGAAGAUAACAACGAGCGAAAUCGAGAAAGUAUCAUUUAACAAGAAACAAGGCCGCGAGAGCGCGGCAAAACGAAGAUUGCGCGAAUACGACACUAUUUGGCUGACGCUACGGACGACAGAUACGCGGCGGACGACAGAGAAGAACUGGAAGAAACUAGGAUCUCCGGUAGAUCCAGCGAUACGAAAUCGAUCGGUAGCCUCAGUCAACAUUUCUUCGAAAGCGACGAAGAUGAGAAGUAUUACGGCACUUGCAAU
This is a messenger RNA of Bombus pascuorum, 4518 nucleotides long. RefSeq names its product cyclic nucleotide-gated cation channel alpha-3-like. Gene Ontology annotation, cellular component: plasma membrane; intracellular cyclic nucleotide activated cation channel complex. Gene Ontology annotation, biological process: monoatomic cation transmembrane transport. Lineage: Eukaryota; Metazoa; Arthropoda; Insecta; Hymenoptera; Apidae. The transcript is spliced from 18 exons. The record is from RefSeq and is a predicted model, not a curated record. Bases 1276 to 4302 code for a protein of 1008 amino acids. Gene Ontology annotation, molecular function: cGMP binding; intracellularly cAMP-activated cation channel activity; protein-containing complex binding.